ACUUGUGUAAGCCUACUAUGCACCUGGUAAGACCAAACUCUGUUCACUGGUUCUGGACGGCCUAUGUGCACAUGUAAUACAGACUGGAGUCCAUGGCUUCAACGAGGUGUUGCGGCCUUUUUUCUUCUUCAAACACAAUGUACUCUUGAUUGUGGUGGUAGCUCUGGUAGAACGAGUAUUGUGUGACGGUACUAUGGCAAGCUGAGCAUGGCAGGACACAUGAUGAUGAUGGAGAAGAAUACAGGGCGCUCGUAAUGCAAGGUAAGCAGAAAGCGGGGUGGAGAGAUGCCGAUACAGAAAGGGGGAAAAGGUAGUGGUGGAACAGAUGCAAGAGUCCGGGUAGACCGCGCGUGGCGCGGCUCCCGGUACCGACAGCGGCUCAGUGGAUCCGCUUCGCGUUACGUCACAUACACCUUUCUCUCGCCGCCGCCGACACGCCCAACACACAUCCCAGACAGCUGGCAUGCUCAAGCUCAAGCUCUUUCGCCAGCAAACAACAUGGUGCGCACGAGAUCGAGCAUGGCGCAGCUAACACCGAGUCCAGCUUCGGGCAAGCAACAAGAUAUGCUUGGCUCUCCAGCAAGCUUCGAUGGCAAGCUCGAGAAAUUCCAAUACGUUGCCACCGACCCGCCAACAAACCCUAGCAAAGCAUCGCCGGCUCUCCAGGGCGGUGACAUGCCAGGCCGCGCCAAUAACUCUUUGAAGCGCACACACGCGCAACGUCUCACGGCUGAGUCGGACGCUACGCCUCAAUCGCCCUCACCAACGAAGCGGCGCCGCACGCCCAGCAAAUACGCGCAUCCUUCCAAAUACGCGCACCUCAAGCCGCUCACGGACAUCCUGGAACCGAACCUCAUCUGUGUCUUCGUUGGCACCAACCCCGGCGUCCGGACCGCCACCGCCGGCCAUGCCUAUGCCCACCCUUCGAAUCAUUUCUGGAAGCUGUUACACUCAUCCGGAUGUACGGAUCGAAGGUGUAAGCCGGAAGAGGAUGUGGAUCUGCCUAGACUGUACUCUAUGGGUAACACAAACAUCGUGGAGAGGCCAACUAAAGAUGCUGCGGAGCUGAGUAAGGCCGAGAUGGCGGCUGGAACACCAAUACUAGAUGCCAAGUUCAGGGAAUACAAGCCCGAGGCAGUGUGCAUUGUUGGAAAAGGCAUUUGGGAAGCCAUAUGGCGGUACCGUCAUGGCAAAAACCCUACAAAAAAUGAAUUCAAGUAUGGCUGGCAAGAAGAAAAAGAGAACAUGGGCCAAAGCGAGGAUGGUGAAGGAGAGCUCGAUGCCAAAGGCAAUCCGUGGAAAGGAUCACGCGUCUUUGUCACUACUAGCACGAGUGGAUUGUCUGCUUCCACAAGGCCCUCUGAGAAAGAAGCCAUCUGGAGACCGUUUGGGGAGUGGGUGAAGCAGAGGAGAGCGGAACGUUCGGCUUCGGGGUCAGUGCCCAGCUGAACGUGCCACAUGCGCCGUCUGUUGCUCAGACGACAAACCACACCGGAUGCUUCGUGAAUUACAAAAGAUCUGUCAUCAGAUGAGGCACAUUCUGGAUUGGCAAGCCCUAGGUUACUCGCGCAUGCUCUUGACGUGGGUCCAUGGCCUUUGACAUGUCAAACCCGAUGGACACCUACCGCCGGAUUUCAAGAAAACAAAGAAAGGUAGCAUCACCUCGUGAGCAAUUGGGGACUGGGCUGGUCCGGAUCGGUCAAAGCAAAAGGUGUAACAUCCAGAG
Molecule: messenger RNA, 1726 nt
Organism: Aplosporella prunicola CBS 121167
Lineage: Eukaryota; Fungi; Ascomycota; Dothideomycetes; Botryosphaeriales; Aplosporellaceae
Exons: 2
Coding region: 286-1449 (387 amino acids)
Biological process (GO): base-excision repair, AP site formation
Molecular function (GO): mismatch base pair DNA N-glycosylase activity
Source: RefSeq, a predicted model, not a curated record